Cervus elaphus (red deer) is the source of this 3338-nucleotide messenger RNA. It is a transcript of the gene USP11, whose product is annotated as ubiquitin specific peptidase 11. The transcript has 20 exons. Gene Ontology annotation, biological process: protein deubiquitination. The record is from RefSeq and is a predicted model, not a curated record. Gene Ontology annotation, molecular function: cysteine-type deubiquitinase activity. NCBI's taxonomy places the organism in Eukaryota, Metazoa, Chordata, Mammalia, Artiodactyla, Cervidae. The coding region runs from base 589 to 2949 and encodes 786 amino acids.
GUGGAGAGAGCUGGAGCCUGGGAACGAGGCUUGUGACGAGGCCGAGGGGUGUGUCCUGAGGCUGUGAAGAGACUGCAGAGGGGAGGUGGUGCCCGUGAAGCAGAAAAUGGCGCCUGCGAAUGAGCAAAGCUUGUGAAGCGGCGAGGUUUUUGUCUCUGGCCAAGCUCGUCUUCCCAGGACGGGAGAAAGUGCAGGUUCCUCGUGGGGCAGCACUGGUACAAGCAGUGGGAGGUGUACGUGCAGGGAGGAGAUCAGGACUCCAGCACCUUUCCUGGCUGUAUCAACAAUGCUGAACUCUUUGAAGGUCAUUGGUGAGAUGGCCAGACUGACUCAUCACUUUCCUUCCCUGAUUGUUCCUCUGCCACCUCCCCCCGCCCUCCUGCAGACCAGGUAAACUGGCACCUCAAGAAGGAAUUGGUGGAAGGUGAGGACUAUGUGCUGCUCCCAGCGGCUGCUUGGCAUUACCUGGUCAACUGGUAUGGUCUAGAGCAUGGCCAGCCUCCCAUUGAACGCAAGGUUGUGGAACUGCCCAGCAUCCACAAGGUUGAAGUGUACCCAGUAGAACUGGUGCUCGUCCAGCACAGUGAUAUGGACACACCUCACACAGCUCAAUUCAGCCAGACAGAUUCUGUUGACCUAGUUUUGCAAACCGCUCGAGAGCAGUUUCUGGUGAGCCCCCAGGAAGAGACACGGCUGUGGAUCAAGAACGCGGAGGGCUCUUUUGAGAGGUUGUGCAACACCCGUGUCUCAGUGCUUGACGCCUCUCUCAAGACUGGGCAGGUGGUUGUCAUGGAGACCCGAAACAAGGAUGGCACUUGGCCCAGUGCGCAGCCACAUGCCACGAGCAGCACAUUGGAAGAGGAAGAGGAUUUCCAGGGCCAGCCGGGCAUCUGUGGUCUUACCAAUCUGGGCAACACGUGCUUCAUGAACUCGGCCCUGCAGUGCCUCAGUAACGUGCCGCAGCUUACCGAGUACUUCCUCAAAAACCAAUAUGUGGAGGAGCUCAACUUCUGCAACCCACUGGGCAUGAAGGGGGAGAUUGCACAGGCCUAUGCGGACCUGGUGAAACAGGCGUGGUCUGGCCACCACCGCUCCAUUGUGCCCCAGGUGUUCAAGACCAAGGUCGGCCACUUUGCGUCCCAGUUUCUGGGCUACCAGCAGCAUGACUCACAGGAACUGCUGUCAUUCCUCCUGGAUGGCCUACACGAGGACCUCAAUCGCGUCAAGAAGAAGGAAUAUGUGGAGCUGUGUGACGCUGCUGGGAGGCCAGAUCAGGAGGUUGCUCAGGAAGCCUGGCAGAACCACAAACGGCGGAAUGAUUCUGUGAUCGUGGACACUUUCCAUGGCCUCUUCAAGUCCACACUGGUGUGCCCUGAUUGUGGCAAUGUGUCUGUGACCUUCGACCCCUUCUGCUACCUCAGUGUCCCACUGCCUGUGAGCCAUAAGAGGGUCAUGGAGGUCUUCUUUGUCUCCAUGGACCCUCGCCGCAAGCCGGAGCAGCACCGGCUCGUGGUCCCCAAGAAAGGCAAGAUCUCGGAUCUGUGUGUGGCUCUGGCCAAACACACUGGCAUCUCGCCAGAAAGGAUGAUGGUGGCUGAUGUCUUCAGUCACCGCUUCUACAAGAUCUACCAGCUGGAGGAGUCCCUGAGCAGCAUCUUAGACCGAGAUGAUAUCUUCAUAUAUGAGGUGUCGGGCAGGGCUGCUGUUGGUGAGAACUCCAGAGAGGAUGUUGUGCUUCCUAUCUACCUGCGGGAGCGCACCCCAGCCCGGGACUAUAACAGUUCCUAUUACGGCUUGAUGCUCUUUGGGCACCCGCUCCUGGUGUCGGUGCCCCGGGACCGGCUCUCAUGGGACGCCCUGUAUCAUAUCCUGCUGUACCGCCUCUCACGCUAUGUGACCAGACCCAGCUCGGAUGAUGAGGAUGACGGGGAUGAGAAAGACCUGGAGGAUAAGGAUAGCCUCCCUAAGCCUGGACAUGUGACUGAGGGCAGCUCCCAAGACCCUGGGCUGGAGCAGGCUGGGCCCAGCUCCGGAGUCGUGAGCGGAAGUCGGGCCCCUGUGGACAACUCUCCUGGGCCAUCUCACUGGCCCCAGAGGGCACGGCGCAAGCACCUCUUCACCCUGCAGACAGUGAAUUCCAAUGGGACCAGUGAUCGCUCGACCUUCAACGAGGAUACCCAUGGUGUCUCCUUCAGCUGUGAGCCAGGAUUGGGGAGGCGGGAGGGGGUUUUCCUUGGCAGCAGGGCCCAUGACCACCUCCCCUCACCCCUAGCCCAGCCGUAUAUUGCCAUCGACUGGGACCCAGAGAUGAAGAAGCGUUACUAUGACGAGGUGGAGGCUGAGGGCUACGUGAAGCAUGACUGUGUCGGGUACGUGCUGAAGAAGGCACCAGUGCGGCUGCAGGAAUGCAUUGAGCUCUUCACCACCGUUGAGACCCUGGAGAAGGAAAACCCCUGGUACUGCCCCACUUGCAAGCAGCACCAGCUGGCCACCAAGAAGCUGGACCUGUGGAUGCUGCCAGAGACACUCAUCAUCCACCUGAAGCGCUUUUCCUACACCAAGUUCUCCCGAGAAAAGCUGGACACCCUUGUGGAGUUUCCUAUCCGGGACCUCGACUUCUCUGAGUUUGUCAUCAAGCCUCAGAAUGACUCAGCCCCAGAGCUGUACAAAUAUGAUCUCAUCGCGGUUUCCAACCAUUAUGGGGGCCUGCGGGAUGGACACUACACGACAUUUGCCUGCAACAAGGACAGCGGCCAGUGGCACUACUUCGAUGACAGCAGCGUCUCACCUGUGACGGAGAAUCAGAUUGAGUCCAAGGCAGCCUAUGUCCUCUUCUACCAACGCCAGGAUGUGGUACGCCGUCUGCAAACCCAGGCCAGCUCGUCAAAACCCCCAGCAUCCUCUGCCUGCGGUGCCCCACCCAAAUCGGAGUUCAUGGAUGUAAACUGAGGGGCCCUGGCCCUGCCACCGGGAAGGAAGCUAUCCCGGCUCUCUUCCUUCCUGAAGCCACCCCUGUUCUCUUAACCCAAGUUAGGUGCCCCAUGCCAGGCGUCACAGGCUUAGUUGUGGCUACUGUUCUCCUUGCUGCUACGUUGCGCUCUCCCAGGGAAGACGAGGUUGUGUUUCCUUCCAGCAGUGUGUUCCCUGCUCGUGUUUGCCCUUUAGAGCAUUAACUUUCCCUUCUAUUCUCUAUUUAUGAUUCUCCCCUUCCUCUUGUCCUCAAUCUGGGGUGUUCUCAGGGGGUGGGGGUGGGGUACACCUGAACAGAGUGUAUUUUCUUAUUGAGACCCUGUACCUUGCUCUGUGUAUAUAUAAAAGUGCCAGUGUGUUCCUUGGCA